Messenger RNA from Daucus carota subsp. sativus, 1472 nucleotides. Its product is annotated as heat shock factor protein HSF30. Gene Ontology annotation, biological process: regulation of transcription by RNA polymerase II; cellular response to heat. Gene Ontology annotation, molecular function: RNA polymerase II cis-regulatory region sequence-specific DNA binding; DNA-binding transcription factor activity. The record is from RefSeq and is a predicted model, not a curated record. Gene Ontology annotation, cellular component: nucleus. The transcript is spliced from 3 exons. Bases 167 to 1231 code for a protein of 354 amino acids. NCBI's taxonomy places the organism in Eukaryota, Viridiplantae, Streptophyta, Magnoliopsida, Apiales, Apiaceae.
CCCACUCUUCUCCCGAACAUUCCAUCCUUUUCAAGAACUUUCUAAAGUCUAAAUCAUCUCUCAAUAUUAACACUCCCCACUCUCUCAAACACUCACUAACUAAUCACUUGCUUAAUCUACUUGAUCACUUCCUCAAUCAUAUUCUUCACAUAAAUACCUGGUAGUAAUGGAUGGGCAGAAAAUGAAACAAGCAGCAGCUGGUUCAUCACCUCAGCCAAUGGAGGGAUUGCAUGAAGUGGGGCCACCUCCAUUUCUUACAAAGACAUAUGAUAUGGUUCAAGACCCGGCUACUGACACGGUUGUGUCUUGGAGUGCUGCUAAGAAUAGCUUCAUCGUUUGGGAUCCUUACAAGUUCUCGACUUGUCUGCUCUCCAAAUGCUUCAAACAUAGUAAUUUCUCUAGUUUUGUUCGCCAGCUCAAUACCUAUGGUUUCAGGAAAGUGGAUCCCGACAGAUGGGAGUUUGCGAAUGAGGGGUUUCUGGGAGGUCAGAAGCAUCUCUUGAAGACUAUCAAAAGGAGGAGAAAUGCCACCUCACAGGGAAUACAGCAGCAAGGAGGUGGCUUGUGUGUCGAAUUAGGCCAUUAUGGAGUUGAAGAAGAGCUUCAAAAACUCGGGCAUGAUCGCAGUAUUCUAUCUGCAGAAAUUGUGAAACUCAGACAGCAACAGCAGGACUCACAGAAUGUAAUCGCAGCAAUGGAGGAUAAAAUUCAGAGUUUGGAGUCUAAGCAGCAACGUAUGAUGAGUUUUCUCGCACAGGCACUUAGGAGUCCUGAAUUUAUGCAGCAGUAUCUGGACAAGUAUGUGCAAAAGAUGGAUCAGAAUCAAAUUGAUAUGGGGAGGAAACGCAGACUAACUAUGAGCCCAAGCCAAAGUUUGGAGGACUUGCAAACACAGAGUUUAGAUUAUUCUUAUCAGCAAAAAGAAGAGCUAGCAAAUACGGGAGUGGAUGUGGAGUCAUUUUUCUCAGAUGCACUCGACCCAGGGGCAACUAGUGGUGUAAAGGAGGAAAUGGUUUCAUCGCGUGGUGGAGAGUUGGAUGCUGUAAAUGAGAUUAUUUGGGAGGAGUUGCUUGAUAAUAAUCUUGCAACUGUGAAUGCAGAAAAAGAAGAGGUGGCUAUUGAUCUUCCAGGUGUGGAAGUGGAAGAUUUUGCUGCAAAUUCACCAGACUGGGAUAGUGAGGAUCUAAAGCCACUUAUUGAUCAACUGGAAUAUCUCAGGUCAAAUCCAUGAAUGGUCAAUUAUGACCAAGGAUUCUGUUUCAGGUGUCUGUGUUGUACGUGGUGUCAUAAUGUGGUCGUCUCUUUCAACUUCAUCCCCUAAUAAUCGUUGGGGUGAAGGGAUUUGCAGGGAAGAGACACAAUGUUAUAUCCUUUUCAAGAUAUUAUGUCCUUUUAAAUUUCAUGAAUUUAUUGUUACAUUUUUCAGUCCUUUUAAAUUUCAUGAAUUUAUUGUUACAUUUUUCAGUCCUUAA